Rhizophagus irregularis DAOM 181602=DAOM 197198 is the source of this 676-nucleotide messenger RNA. RefSeq lists its product as uncharacterized. The record is from RefSeq and is a predicted model, not a curated record. Lineage: Eukaryota; Fungi; Glomeromycota; Glomeromycetes; Glomerales; Glomeraceae. Gene Ontology annotation, biological process: protein phosphorylation. Gene Ontology annotation, molecular function: ATP binding; protein kinase activity.
GAAAGGGAACCCAAGUUUCCUAAACCUCAAGUAGUAGUGCCAGCUUAUGAAGACAAUAAUUCACAUAAUCUUUGGUCACAUUUGAAAUCGACUUCCAGCUUUUUAAUAGAUCAACAAUCAACUUCUAAUCAGCAAAAGUUUAGCUUCACAGACUUUAAGUUUAAGGGCAUACUAGGUGAAGGCUCUGCGUAUGUCCUGGAAGAAAUGCAAAAAGAAGUUGAGAUUUAUAAAGACCUUGCUAAUAUUCAAGGCAAGUAUAUCUUCAAGUUGGUCUGUUAUGGAUAUUAUGAAGGAAGUAUGAGCUUCGUUAUCAGCAUGACUAUUGUUAGCACUUCGUUGAGCGACCAAAAAAUAAAGAAACAGCAAAAGACAAGGGCUAUUAAAGGAUUAGAAGCGAUCCAUAAGUAUGGCAUCCUCCACAAUGACAUUCGGAAGGAAAACAUCUUAAUUAAUGAUAAUGGUGACAUCUAUCUGAUUGACUUUGGUAUGGCAAGUCAGGAGGACACAAAAAAGAAGAGAAAGCUUUUCGAGGAGGAACAGCUCAAAUACUCUAACUUGCUAAAUAGAUAUAAUAUGUAAACAUUUCAUAAAGAAGGAGAGCGAAUUUCCAAGUCACAUAAAUGUCAGGUGGUUAGUUAGACUGUAGGAUUAGCCAUAGCAUAGAUGUCAUGUAUCA